Molecule: messenger RNA, 1134 nt
Organism: Punica granatum (pomegranate)
Lineage: Eukaryota; Viridiplantae; Streptophyta; Magnoliopsida; Myrtales; Lythraceae
Source: RefSeq, a predicted model, not a curated record
AGAGACGGAGAAAGAAAGUUCAGUGCUUUUGGCUUUGUAAACCGCUCCGCCUCACCACCGCGUAGAAAGUAAAGUGAAGGUUCACUUCCCUUUUCUCACUGCAGCAGUUCCCUCCUGGCUCUCACACUCCCUCCUCGCUCUCCCCCUAAAACCCUCACUUCCCUCAAAUCCACCGCAUCUCCAUUCACAGUCCUAGCAACAGCAGCAGCAGCAGCAGCUUCAGCUUCGUCUUCUUUCUUCUUCCAUCUUCUGUGUUUGAAGAGAUGGGAGAAGCGAGGGCCUCCACUCUGGUCUACAUUUUAGUCGUGGUUCUUAGCCUCGUCGCCUUUGGGUUCGCCGUUGCUGCCGAGAGACGCCGGAGCGUUGGAACAAUUCGUGAAGAUGUGCAAAGAAAUGCUACGUACUGUGUGUACGACUCGGACGUUGCCACUGGGUAUGGAGUGGGAGGUUUCUUGUUCCUUCUGUCAAGUGAGUCCCUAUUAAUGGUCGUCACCAAGUGCAUGUGCUUUGGGAGACCUUUAUCCCCCGGUGGAAAUCGAGCAUGGUCCAUCAUAUAUUUUGUUUCAUCAUGGGCAACAUUUCUUGUGGCAGAAGCAUGCCUUAUUGCUGGAGCAGCCAAGAACGCCUACCACACGCAGUACAGAGGAAUGAUCUACGCCCAAAAUGUGUCCUGUGAGACAUUGCGGAAGGGAGUUUUUGUCGCUGGGGCCGUCUUUGUUGUUGCAACGAUGAUCCUAAACGUCUAUUACUACAUGUACUUCACCAAGGCUGUUGCAGAUCCUCCAAGUCACAAGGCGAACCGCACAAGCUCUCAUGUCAGUAUGACUGGGUCUGCUUGAGAACAAGCUCGGGGAAGACAAGGAUUAUUGCUUGGUCACAUGGGAAAAUUAGUACUUAUUACGAUGUUCGAGUUACUUCUAAUAUAAGGAUAAGAGACGGUAGAAACAAGUGAGGAAGUUGCAUUCUGGUAUGUGAUUAUAUAUAUUUGUUGCUGCUGUGGGCUGUCAGAUAUUGAGCUUUCGUCACUUUUGUAUUUGAAGUGCAUCGAAAUUGCAUUAUUGAAUUAUACAAACUCAUUAAGGGCCUAAGGAGUCUGAGUUUGGACCGUCACACUUGGAUAUAAAUUUCAUCUCA